Messenger RNA from Penaeus indicus, 1054 nucleotides. It is a transcript of the gene mRpL11, whose product is annotated as large ribosomal subunit protein uL11m-like. Gene Ontology annotation, cellular component: ribosome; mitochondrial large ribosomal subunit. The transcript is spliced from 5 exons. The record is from RefSeq and is a predicted model, not a curated record. Gene Ontology annotation, biological process: translation. Gene Ontology annotation, molecular function: large ribosomal subunit rRNA binding; structural constituent of ribosome. Lineage: Eukaryota; Metazoa; Arthropoda; Malacostraca; Decapoda; Penaeidae. Bases 123 to 710 code for a protein of 195 amino acids.
UUUUUAUAAAGUUUGUUGCCUAGAAUUCAGUCAAAAUACACUUCAAUGUGAGCAGAACGCGUUAUUCUAACAGUGAAUGUUUGUUUACAUGCUCCUCGUCCCGGCGAAAAAGAUAUCUCAACAUGUCAAAGGCAGGUGGUAAGAUGAAGGCCCUCAAGAAGGUGGUGGAGAAGGUGAACCACAGCAAUCUCAUCCGCACGAACAUCCCCGCGGGAAUGGCCGUUGCUGGGCCUCCCCUCGGGCCGAUGCUGGGACAGCGAGGGCUGAACAUUGCAGCUUUCUGUAAGGACUUCAAUGCUCGCACUGCAAACUAUAAGAAUGGCGUCCCUCUCCCAUGCAGAAUCCAAGUGCGCUCAGACAGAUCCUAUGAAUUAACCAUACACAAUCCUCCAGCAACGUUCUUCUUAAAGCAAGCAGCAGGAAUUCAGAGAGGAGCCAUGUCGCCUGGCCGGGAAGUUGCAGGAAAAGUCUCCCUAAAGCACAUUUAUGAAAUAGCCAAGAUCAAGCAGCAAGACCCACCACUGCAGCUCACCCCACUCAAACAGAUAUGUGAGCUCACCAUUGGUGUUGCACAUUCCAUUGGACUAGAGGUUGUCCGAGAAAUAGACUCAGAAGAAUACGGAGACUUUUUGAAAAAUCGCACUUCAGUUGUGGAAGAACAGUUAAAAGAACUACAGGAGAAGAAAGAAGCAAAGAUGCUAAGAAAGUAAUAUUUAGGCAACAUCGUCUGACUUUGGGCUCUGUCCUUUAAGAGUGUGUACAUAAACUUUUAUAAUGCGAUGAAUGCACUUAAAUUGUAAAUAAUGUAUUUACUUAGAAGUAUUUUCUGUUAUUUGGAGUUUCUUGCUUUUAUAGUGUUCAAUAUGUGAUUUCCUUGUUAGUAAAAUGUUGUUAAAGAGGCUUUCUUUUUCAUUUUAUCAUCUGAUGUUAAUUUAUUGGAUUGAUUAGAUUUUCAGAUUUUCUUCAUCUUUUUUUUCUACUUCUUCCUCUUUUCCAAAUUAUACAAUAGUUUCAUUCUUCUCUCCCAAAAUAUAUGUGACUCCCCUUGACAGUC